AUGGAAGAACAAAAUCUACUUGAUCUAUUAAAUGUGAUUGCAAAGAAACAAUAUAAUAACUACAAAAUUUCUAUAGAACCAUUUUCCACUGACGGUGCAAAUUAUUCAAGUAAGCUAUAUGCCGUAAAAAUCUCUGAAGAAAAUCAAGAACUAUGCUUAUUCACAAAAGUAGCAGCCAUCGGCGACGAACUACGUUCGAAUUCAUUCUCAAAUAUCUACGAAACAGAGAUUGAGUUCUACACAAAGAUAUUCCAAAGGUACCAAGAGAUAGAAGAGAAGCAUAACGUUCCGGAAGACGAGAAACUGGUUGUACCAAAGCUGUAUGGUUAUAGAGACGAAUAUCUUGAAGAGAUAUUGGUAUUCGACAAUCUUUUAGCAAGAGGGUAUCAGAUGUACGAUAGGUUCCAAACCAUGGAUUGGGAUUACGCUUCACAAUCUUUGACAGCACUUGCAAGGUUGCACGGACUAUCUAUGGCUUACUCCGUUGAGUAUCCAGAGGAAUUCAAAGAGUACACAGAGAAACUGAAAAUCAAAGAAGAUAUAGAUGGAUUAAGAGAUUAUUUGAACGCUGCCAUUGACAACGUGCUGCAAGUCACUAAAGAAGAGAAUAAGGGAAGACUACAAGUAUUUCUCGGGACUGUAACGAGUGCGGAAUACUUUGUCAGCGUUCUGAAACCAAUGAAGAGCUCUGUGUUGACUCAUGCUGAUUAUCGACCCAGUAACCUGUUACACAGGGUUCAAGACGGUAAGACUGUCCACGUCAUUCCAAUAGAUUUCCAAACUCUUCGUCACGGAAACGUCAUCAGUGACCUGGUCUACUUCAUCUUCACGGGUUCCGAUAAAAAAUUUCGAGACCAAUAUUACUGCAAGUGCUUAGACCACUACUACUCACAGUUGGCUUUAACUCUUACACGACUUGGCUUGGAACCAAUGAAGAUCUAUCCAAGAGAGGAUUUUGAAUAUGAACUAAAAAAAGCGUCAUCGUAUGGACUUCUAGCGGCAAUAUUGUGCUUGUUAAUAAUUACAGUAGAUCCAAAAGACGCGCCAAAAGUGGAUGAAAACUUACAACAAAAGGAUUUUGCUGUACGUCCCAACGAAAGAUAUGCAGAAAGAAUCAACGAUGUCAUUGAAGAUUUUAUUAAAUUAAGUGUAAUAUAA
Messenger RNA from Leptosia nina, 1158 nucleotides. The record is from the annotation of a GenBank genome assembly. Lineage: Eukaryota; Metazoa; Arthropoda; Insecta; Lepidoptera; Pieridae.